Closterium sp. NIES-65 is the source of this 1911-nucleotide messenger RNA. The record is from the annotation of a GenBank genome assembly. NCBI's taxonomy places the organism in Eukaryota, Viridiplantae, Streptophyta, Zygnematophyceae, Desmidiales, Closteriaceae.
AUGGCCACCCCCAAUGUUCUUACUUUUGACGCUGAGGGGAGGGCCAUUGACUUUGCCGUCUGGAUUGAAGACCUGCAGCUGUACUUACUGUGUGAUGCGAUAGAUGAGGUCUCUCUCUUUGACUUUGUCUCUGGAGCUGUCCCUGCCCCGCCUGCUGAUGCUGACUCUGCCGUUCGCUCCAAGUGGGCGACCCGCGAUGCUGCUGCACGUCUUGCUGUGCGUCGCCACCUCCCUUCCUCUGAGCGUGCCCACUUUAGUCAUGACGCUCGCUACCGCGCUGCCCUUCCUGCUGAGUUCCGCGCCGCAAACCCUCCUCCCAUGUAUAUCACUCUCUACUUUCUCGUCACCCGUCUUCCUGAGUCCCUUCGUGUCGUUAGGGACCAGUUUCUCUCUGUCUGUCCCACCACCCUCACUGUCGACCUCCUUGAGGAGUCCCUGCUAGCGGCUGAGAAGAGUAUAGUCGCUGUAGGGGCCUCUAGGGGUGACCCUCGCACCCCCAUCUUUGAGGGGUGUUCUCCUUCCCCCCUGCUGCCACUCUGUCGGCCUCUGCUGCUACGGCCGACCUCGCUGGUUUUGAGUCGGUCGGUGCGGCGUCUGCCCCCAGCGGCAGACGCCGCUCUGGCAAGGGCAAGGGGGGCAAGGGAGCGGGUGGAUCUAGAGGAGGCAGUGGCGGAGGAGGUGGGGGGUGGCGGGGGGAGUGGGGGUGGCGGUGGAGGUGGUGGCGGGAGUGGGGGUACCGGUGGAGGAGGUGGAGGCGGAGGUGGCGGCGGAGGCGGCAGCGGAGGAGGCGGGGGGCGAGGGUACCGGUGGGGGCGGUGGCGGUGGAGACGGGGGUGGCGGUGGAGGCGGAGUGGCGGUGGAGGCGGGAGUGGCGGUGGAGGCUGGAGUGGGCGGAGGCGGCGGGGGUCGGAGUGGCUCGUCCCAGCGGAGCAGCUCUGGGGGUGGUCAGCGCCAGCAGCAAGCAGCAGCAGCAGCAGCGGUCUCGCACCGUCCCCGCCCCUCAGCAGCUCCGUGAGUGCGGGGGAGAGGUGUGGAGGCACCCACACAGCCCGCCGCUGCUUUGGCCGCCUGACCGACGCCUGGCGUCAGCAGUUUCCGGAGGCCGCUGAGAUCCCCCGCUGGGGGGAACUGUCUAGGGCUGGUGUAGCCAUUUAUGAUCUUGACUUUGAUGCUAUUCUCUCUGCUAUGUAUGCUGUGACUGGUAGUGAUGAGGAUGACUGUUACCGGUGUUUCCCGCCCGACCCGGCAUUGGUACUGUGUCGGCUUCGGCCUCUCACACCUUCACCCUUGACUCUGGAGCGUCUCGCUCCUUCUUUAGGGACCGCACCACUCAUCGACGCCGCUGAGUCGGCGCGGUUGCGGUGUCCCUGGCUGACCCCUCUGGGGGGCCUGUCCUGUCUCGCUCGCUCUCCACUGUCCUCUCCGUGUCCGGCGGCCCCCUCUGGCACCCUGACUGGUCUCUACCUCCCCUCGUUCUCGACGAACUUGGUGAGUGGUGCUGACCUCCAGGAUGCGGGUGUCCACCAGUUCACCCCUGCUCGUCAGCGGGUGACCCACUGCACGGGGGCUGAUACAGGUCGCCACCUUGGCUACGUUUACACGUCGGCCAGGGUCGAGCCUGUGUUUGCUGCAGCGUCCAGGUCCGGUCCUGAGUCUGCCCCUGCUCGUGUCGUCGUCUGUCUCACGAGAACCCUCCUCUGGCACCACCGCCUUGGCCACCCCUCUCUCUCUGCUUCGGCUCAGAGGCAUGGCCUCGCGAGUCCUUGUGUCUGGGGCGCCAGCGUGCUGCCCCUCACUUCCUCCCAGUUUCCUCCGACAGAGCGACCGUUGCAGACGCUUCACAUGGACGUUGUGGGGCCCAGCCCGCGUCCGUGGACAGGGUCAGGAGCGCUACUUCCUGCUGGUGGUUGA